AUGCCGAUCUUGAGGUUCUUGGACGCAUUGGCCAUGAUCUUGGCGGCGGUGGCAGUCAUCGUGCGAGACAUCCUCUCGUCAGCCGUCACCUUUGCUGGUGGCCUGGCCCUUGGCAUUGGUGGCGUCCUCGCACUGAGCCGCGCAUCCUUCGCCCCAGCUACUCGUCCUACAAAGAGUACAAAGGCAAAGGUCGAGCGUCAGCUGGGCCUCAGCAAUGGCGAGGCUGUCAUCGCUCCUAAAGCCGUCGAGGCUGACGCAGCUGAUGCAGCUUCGGCCAAGGAGCCACUGCCCCUCAGCAAGCAGCUCGAUGAGAUCGACGCAAAGGGCCUUGGCCCUGCUAAGCCUCAGCCCGUAAAGGGCGACGGACCCAUGCUUCAGCAGCAGCAGCCUGAGUCGCUCCACAGCCAGCUCCCUCAGCCUGCUCCUCACCAGACGAAACAGCCUAUUCGUCACACCAAGGCAGUAGCUGGUGGCGAUUACCCCGAAGCAGCUCCUCAGCUUCGAGCACGAGCCUCGCAGCUUCGUGGCGAUCUUUCUGCGCCUGCACCCGCUCAUGGAGAUGCGCUCCUCAACGCUGAGCGAGCUGCCGCCCCCGUCUGGCUGACCGGCUUGUCCAACUCAGCCGCCGUCCGAGACUCGACUGCUCAGGGCGCCAUCGAGGGCAUCGCCUACGCCAACUCUGACGCCAUGUUCGUCUACGAGUCCGCUACCAACGCAGGUUUCGGCUCAUGGUCCGAGAAGGAGGCUACCGAGGCCAACAGCAAGGGCUGGAUCGAGGGACGUCCCCGUGUCUUCCCCAUGCAGACUCGCACCGGCGCUGGUACGGCCAUUGCAGGCUAUCUUUCAGCCAAGGGGGCUGGUAGCGCUGUUGCCCAAGUGGCAGGUGGACGCAAGACAGUCUCUGCUCUGACCAAUGCUUCCGGUCUCCUCGCCAUGGCUCCCUCGCUCGUCAGCCUUCCCGCUCCUGCUCAGGGCCGCCUCGUGCUGCAGGUCUCGAGCGCCUCUCAAGACAUCAAUCGCGACACCCUCGAGGUCAAGAAUGACCACGCCUCCGUCUUGGCCGCCGCUUCUACUCUCUCGGCCAACGAAGACUUCGCCAUCGUCCUCUCCGGCAGCCGUCAAGAGGCCGUCGAUGUCGCUGCUGCCUCCUACGCCGUCACUGACUCCCACAUUGUCCACGUCUUCGACGGUGCUUAUGGCGGUCGCGAGGUCGCCCAGCUCAACAUCGCUGCUGCUGAUGCCGCUCUGAAGGGGUCCACCGACAUCGUCUCUGCCCUGCAAGCCAAGAAGCUGUCGCACUUCUCCUACUCGGGCUCGCGAGCUCCCUCGACGGUCCUCGUCGUACCAAACGGCUCGCAUGCUACUGCUGCCCGCACAAUGCUCGCCGAGCUGCCCGACUCCAUUCGCUCCACUGUUGGCGUCAUCGCAGCUCGCAUCAUCCGCCCGUGGUCGGACGAGGAGCUCCAGAAGGUCAUCCCGCCUAGCGUGCGUUCCAUCUUCGUUCUCGACGAGACGCGCGUCUCUGGCGCAACCGGCCCCCUGUACGAGGACGUCCAGUCUGCUAUCUUCUCCACUAGCAUCGGAAGCGCCACUGCUCCUCGUGUCCUGCCGCUCUCCUUCCCUCAGGGACAGACGGUCGCACCUGGCCAGUGGGCCGCCAUCUUCCAGUCCAUUGCUGGAGCCAAGCAGCCUGUCGACGCGGCUGAGGUCAUCGCUACAGCCCCUACAUCCAUUGAGAAGGACAUCGCCGUCAUGGGCGGUGCUCAGAGCCGCCUUGCUUCCAUUUACGACGCCGACUCAAGUAACACAGCUCUGCUUGCUUCGCACCUCGCCCGCACCCUUCGCGAGCGCGGCGAAGCUGCGAGCCUCUUCAGUCGCUACGACAAUUUCGAAGCCGGUGGGCUUGUUCGAUCCGAUCUCCUCACUGGUGCGCACCCCGCAGCACGGAUCCCCGUCCACCUUGCUGCACAGGACUCGUCUGUGUCUACGCUCAUCAUCGCCGAUCCAGCGACAACGCUCAAGCACUACAGUGUCUUCGAAAGCCUCAAGCCCGGCGGAAGCGUGCUCAUCAAUGUCCCUGGGUGGGACAGCGCUGAGCUUGCGGCUAGGCUGCGCGCCGACGAUAAGAAGACGCUCGCUGCCAAGAAGGCCCGCGUGUAUCUCAUCGACUCCAGCGCCGUCGUCGAGGGCUUGCUGGACGUUACGGCCAAGGCUCGCGGAGGCAACAAUAAAAUCAACGCCGAGACCGUGCCUAAAGAGGUGGCUACUGUCGUGCUUGCCGCCGCCUUCCAUCGCAUCCACUUUGGAUCCAGCGGUAUCGCUCUGACUGCGAUUCUCGAGAAGUCACUCGGAGUCGCGCCUCUUGGCGUCAAUGGCGUGGUGGGCCUAGUCGAAGCUGCCGAGAAGGCAUUGACACUUGCUUCUUACAACGACGAGGACCUCGCCGCCUCCCAGCCCGUGGAGGGCGAAGACGCUGUGCAGCGUCCGACUGCCUUCCGCUACAACGGCUUCCUUCCCAGCGCCGACGCCGCCACAGUCGGUCAGGAGGCUGCAGCCGUGCGCUCAACUUGGGCUCUUCCAGCUUGGCAGCUUCUCUUCUCCGAGGCGUACCACCUCAAUCGUCACGCCCUUCGCCCUGAUCUCCACGAGAAGAAUUACGUCGCCACCGUCACCGAAAACCGUCGUCUCACUCCUGCUGACUACCCGCGCAACGUAUUCCACAUGGAGCUCUCUACUGCCGGUACUGGACUGCGCUACGAAGUCGGCGAGGCUCUUGGCGUGCACGGAUGGAACGACGAGGAAGAGGUACGCGACUUCAUCAACUGGAGUGGCUACGACCCCGAUGAGCUGCUGGCCAUCCCGAGCCUCGAGGACCCAAGCCGAUACGAGACGCGAAGUGUCUUCCAGAUUCUGCAGCAACGUCUGGAUAUCUUUGGAAAGCCGGGCAAAUCCUUCUACGAGGCCUUGUCCAAGCUGGCAACGAAUGUGGACGAGGCCAAGUGGCUGCGCUUCAUCUCCUCUGCCGAGGGUAAUGCCACGUUCAAGAAGCUCAGCGAGGUGGAAACGGUCACCUACGCUGAGUGCUUGGCCAUGUUCCCCUCUGCGCGCCUGCCCCUCGACGUGCUUGUCAGGGAGGUGCCUAUGAUCGAGCCCCGCUCCUAUUCCAUCUCCUCUGCUCAGGCUGCGGUAGGCGACUCCGUGCACCUCCUCAUCGUGACAGUCGACUGGGCUACCCCCAGCGGCACGCCUCGCUACGGGCAGUGCACGCGCUACCUCGCAAAUCUGAAGCCAGGCGCAAAGGUCACUGUAAGCGUCAAGCCAGGCACGAUCAAGCUGCCUCAGUACCCGACCCAACCUGUCAUCGGCGCUGGGCUGGGUACCGGUCUUGCCCCCCUCCUCGCCAUCAUUCAAGCCCGCGACAUGCAGCGCAAGGCUGGCCUCGAGGUUGCACCAGUGCACAUCUUCUUCGGCUCGCGCUCUCGCUACGCUGAGUUCCUUUACGCCGAGCAGCUGGAGGCCUAUGAGCGAGAUGGUCUCGUCAAGCUCGGCCUGGCCUUCUCUCGUGACCAGCCGCAGAAGAUCUAUAUCCAACACAAAGUCCAGGAGGCAGCGGAGGAUAUCGCCGCUGCCUUGGGUCCACAGGAGGAUGUGGAGAAGCGUGGGUCUUUCAAUCUCUGUGGGCCCACCGACCCUGUCUUCGAUGUGACGCAGAGCAUUAUCGGCGCUUUGGUUGAUAAGAGGGGGAUGACCAAGCAGCAGGCUGAGGAGCACAUCGAGACAUUGAAGGAGCAGGAGCUCUGGGUACUCGAGACGUACUGA
Messenger RNA from Jaminaea rosea, 3819 nucleotides. RefSeq lists its product as hypothetical. Lineage: Eukaryota; Fungi; Basidiomycota; Exobasidiomycetes; Microstromatales. Gene Ontology annotation, molecular function: flavin adenine dinucleotide binding; sulfite reductase (NADPH) activity; FMN binding. Gene Ontology annotation, cellular component: cytosol. The coding region runs from base 1 to 3819 and encodes 1272 amino acids. The record is from RefSeq and is a predicted model, not a curated record. The transcript has 2 exons.